Molecule: messenger RNA, 1992 nt
Organism: Cuscuta epithymum
Lineage: Eukaryota; Viridiplantae; Streptophyta; Magnoliopsida; Solanales; Convolvulaceae
Source: the annotation of a GenBank genome assembly
CAUUUCGUAAAAUAAAAUGUCCGAUCCUGGAAUUAGGACCGUACAAUCCGGUGGCUCUUUGUUCAGAUAGUAGUGCCCACUGCCCAAUAUCCGUCUUUGCGCACAGUCUCUCAGGCCUUCCCGAAGUCCCGAACCCCUCUCUAUUUGUCUGGGCGAGAGGAAUGGCGAUGGUACUCCUCAACUUCACUUCCACAAUUUCCCGCCUAAACCCACUUCAAAGGUCUUCACUUUACCUCAAAAUCCGACCUUUCAAGAAGCUGGCAGCGCCAAAGAGGCCUUAUGGACCCGCUUGCUCUGUUCUUUGCUUUUCACUCAAACCUCUUUCAGCACACUUUUAUUGUGUUCGUGCUUCUUCAGAUUUCAACAUUGCAAUAGCUAAGAGGAAAAAUCAAUUAAUCCCCGACGAAGGUUUGGUUUUUCUGGGAAUUGAAACUAGCUGUGAUGAUACUGCUGCUGCUGUUGUUAAUAGCAAUGGCGAAAUAUUAAGCCAAGUAAUCUCUUCUCAGGCAGAGCUGCUUGCUAAAUAUGGAGGAGUUGCUCCUAAAAUGGCAGAACAAGCACAUUCACAGGUUAUUGAUCAGGUAGUACAGGAAGCACUCUGUAAAGCUAAAUUGACCGAGAAGGAUCUUACUGCUGUUGCUGUAACAAUAGGUCCUGGCUUAAGCCUGUGCUUGCGCGUUGGUGUACGAAAGGCUAGGCAAAUUGCUGGUGCUCACAAUUUACCUAUGGUUGGUGUUCAUCACAUGGAAGCUCAUACUUUGGUAGCCAGGUUAGCGGAAAGGGAGACAGAGUUCCCUUUUUUGGCUUUGCUUGUCUCAGGAGGUCACAACCUUUUGAUUCUUGCACGUGGUCUCGGCGACUACAUUCAACUUGGGACCACGAUCGAUGAUGCAAUAGGUGAGGCAUACGACAAAAUAGCCAAAUGGCUUGGUCUUGACUUGAGGAAAAGUGGGGGCCCUGCUAUAGAGAAACUAGCUCUUGAGGGUAAUGCCGAUUCUGUAAAAUUUAAUGUUCCGAUGAAACAUUACAAAAACUGUAACUUCUCAUAUGCUGGUCUGAAGACACAAGUGAGGCUGGCGAUUGAAGCCAGAAACAUUGAUGCUGGAAUACCCAUCUCAACAGCUUCUAGUGGGGAUAGGCAAGCUCGGGCUGAUAUUGCCGCAUCUUUUCAGCGAGUGGCAGUGCUACAUUUAGAGGAUAAGUGCAAGCGUGCUAUUGAGUGGGCCUUGAAGAUUGAACCUUCCGUAAAUUCUUUGGUUGUUUCUGGGGGUGUGGCAUCAAACCAGUAUGUUAGGGAUAGGCUUAAUCAGGUUGUUGAGCAGAAAGAACUUAAACUUGUGUGUCCUCCUCCCUCGCUAUGCACUGACAACGGAGUGAUGGUUGCUUGGACUGGGAUUGAGCAUUUCCGGGUGGGAAGAUUUGAUCCCCCGCCUCCUGCUGAUGAACCUGAAGAUACUUUGCUUGAUUUGCGGCCAAGGUGGCCAUUAGGAGAAGAGUAUGCAGAGGGAAAAAGUGAAGCACGCUCUCAGAAGACCGCCAGGCUUCACCCUUCCCUUACUUCUCUCAUCCAGCAGGCAUCAUCUUCUAUCAUAUGAAGCAAGCAAUAACUAGUUAACUACCUCAAGAUGCAUCCUGAUUUACUUAUUACUACUCUCCACCAAGAACAUGUGCCAUAUCCUGACUGGGGAUUUAAGAGAUUGCUUGAAAGCAUUUAAUGCUCCUCAAACUGGAGAACCAGCAAGUUUGAACACCCCCUCACUAAUUGAGAAUCUUUCUAGGUAGCCACCAUAGUUUAUCUCUCUUAUAUAGUUGAGUAUAUAUAAGGUCUUUAAAUAUUAUACUUUAUAUUCUUCAUUUGUAAAAAAUAAAAAUUGAGUUAUGUUUGCAUUACAGUACUACUCUAGUACAUAUAGUAGAAAGUAGAAACAUCAAAAAUGUUUUUUUGGGGGAUUUGAAUAAGCGUAAAAGUUGUGCCUUUUUGUGUGUUUUUCC